AUGGGCGGCGGACCAGAUCGAGAAAAUGUCCUCAUCACCCUCUUCGACCCGGAACCCAAAGACACCAUCGCCGAGCUGAAGCGUCGAUUCCCUUAUUUCGACAUCACGUACGUCCAUGUCUCGGUGCCGACUAAGGGCGCGAAGAGCAACCCGACUGUGAUCUCUGAUGAACUAUGGAAGAAAACUACCAUUCUCCUCACCGUCUUCACGCUGCCUCCUACACCCGACCUGGUUCCCAACCUUAAACUCAUCCAUCUCUUCUCCGCCGGCAUCGAUGGUCUGGCCAACCACCCCAUCAUCAAAGACACCGAGAUCCCUUUGACCACGUCGUCCGGCAUUCAUGGCCCGCCCAUCGCCGAGUGGGUGAUCCUGACCACCCUGGUAGCUAGCAAGCACUACCUCACGCAGUACGAGUGGCAAAAGGAACACCGCUGGAUCUCCAAUCACCCCGAGCUACGCGCCACCAGCGACUGGGUCGGCAAAACGGUCGGCAUUGCUGGAUACGGGAGCAUCGGACGACAGGUGGCCCGCAUCUUCUCCGCCCUAGGCUCCCAUGUGCACGCCUACACCGCCUCUCCACGCACGACCCCCGAAUCCCGCAUCGACACAGGCUACAUCGUCCCCGGCACCGGCGACCCGGACGGAACGAUCCCUCGCGCCUGGUACAGCGGCACGACCAAGGAGACACUGCACACGUUCCUCGCUUCGGGGCUGGACGCGCUGGUGAUUGCGUUGCCGUUGACACCUGCGACGCGGCAUUUAUUUGGUGAGGAGGAGUUUAAGAUAUUAGGGGGCGGGGGGGCAGGGGAGGGGGAGGGUGAAGCAAGCAAAGAAGGUAACAGCGAUGGUAAGGCAGGCAAACGCAAAGGUUUCCUAAUCAAUCUCGCCCGUGGCCCCCUCAUCGACCAACCAGCUCUCGUCAAAGCCCUCAACGACGAGAUCCUGGCCGGCGCCGCCGUCGACGUCACCGAGCCCGAGCCGCUGCCGGAGUCGGAUCCGCUAUGGGAGGCGAAGAAUGUUAUUAUUACGCCGCAUUCGAGCUCGCUGGGCGUCGAGUAUGUGUCUCGGGCGUAUGAUUUGUUCAUAGAGAACUGGGGCCGCAAGGAGAGGGGGGAGAAGUUGUUCAAUUUGGUAGAUCGGAAGAGGGGGUAUUGA
Messenger RNA from Capronia epimyces CBS 606.96, 1155 nucleotides. RefSeq lists its product as uncharacterized. The transcript is spliced from 4 exons. Bases 1 to 1155 code for a protein of 384 amino acids. Gene Ontology annotation, molecular function: NAD binding. Lineage: Eukaryota; Fungi; Ascomycota; Eurotiomycetes; Chaetothyriales; Herpotrichiellaceae. The record is from RefSeq and is a predicted model, not a curated record.